UGAGGCUAUUGCAUCACGUGAAACAGGGUGUUAUUAGAUGUUGGAUGUGUAGAUUGAGAUGAGAUAAGCACUUGCGGAUCGGUCCGAACUUCGAAAGCUUUAUAUCUUCAAUAUACAGAAUGGGAUGGAGGAACUCUAGACGAAAUUGAAGAGAUGAAAGGACUAACACAAAUGACAACCCCGCCGUUGCCCCACUUUGUCUCGUUCCUUGCUUCAAACUGCACCUUCCUAGAGCAAGAGUGACAUCCUUCCUUCUUGGCAUCCAUGACGAACAAGUCAACUGUGAUUAAAAAUCUCGCAUAGUUCGUUCAAGCUUCGAUCCACCCUACAGUAUCUCCCACGCCUCAACCAUAACCAUGCCUCAAACCUGGCUAAUAGUCGGCGCCACCCGAGGAAUCGGUCUCGAAUUCACCUCUCAACUGCUCUCGCUAGGCUACAUCGUCCUAGCCACAGCCCGAGCCCCAGCCACCACUCCAUCAGUUCACUCCGGCAAUGCAUCCAACCUCUGGUCUCUGACUGGUACGCCGAAUGGUCACAACCUCACCAUACUGGAAUGUGAUGUUAGUGAUGAGGCUAGCAUCAAAGAUUUCACAGAACGAAUUAGGAAGUUGGGAAGGAAGGGAUGUGUGCUCGAAAAGGGAAUCAUCGAUGUCAUGGUACUGAACGCCGGAGUAAUGGAAUAUCCAAACAGGAUCUCGGAGAUAUCCUUCCAAGCCUUCUCCCACCACUUAAAUACAAACACAAUCGGCCCUCUCCUAACCGCCUCUUCCCUCCUAACCCUCUCCUCCCUACCACCACUCACUCUUCCCUCGGUCCCACCAAACCCCGACGUUCCGCUAUCUCCCUUCCUGCCCUCCGUCCCGAUCAAUAUCCACACCCUAGUCUUCAUGUCCUCGGACUCCGGCUCAACAGCUCUCUUCCGUAGCCACGAAGACGGUUUCGGGGCUUACGCCGCCUCGAAAGCAGCGCUGAAUCAAGGACUGCGCCAUCUCGCUGCGGAAUUGCAAAGAAAGGGGGUUAGAGACGGGAGUAAGGCACCGGUUGUGUUGGCGAUUCAUCCUGGCGAGGUGGCAACAGAUAUGGCUGCGAAUGUGAAUUUUGAGUGGGAGGUUGAGGGAAUUAUUUCGCCCGAGGAGAGUGUGAGGUGUAUGUUGAAGGUGGUGGGUGAGAAGGGCUGGGGAGGUGUAGAUGAAGGUGGGAAUGUGAGUAGGCAGGGGAGAGGCGAGCAGGGAGAAGCAUAUUUCUGGACGUGGGAAGGUAGGAGGUAUCCUUGGUGACGGAUAAGUUCAUGUAUGAAGAAGAAAGAUUAGAGCGUAUGUGAUUCAAUCAUUCUAUUUGCAGCGUUGUACGUACACUUUUCUCCAUCCCGUAUUUUACAAGUCGCCUCAUUUUUUCCCUUUCCUCUUCAGCAAACAAUGAUCUCCCCAUUUUCUCCUAUACUUCUCU
This is a messenger RNA of Mollisia scopiformis, 1446 nucleotides long. Its product is annotated as NAD(P)-binding protein. NCBI's taxonomy places the organism in Eukaryota, Fungi, Ascomycota, Leotiomycetes, Helotiales, Mollisiaceae. The record is from RefSeq and is a predicted model, not a curated record. Gene Ontology annotation, molecular function: oxidoreductase activity, acting on the CH-OH group of donors, NAD or NADP as acceptor. The transcript has 2 exons. The coding region runs from base 357 to 1277 and encodes 306 amino acids.